UCAAUGUCCUCAUUGGAUAUUUGUGCGAUCACGAGAGCUUGGUGAAGGCAAUAAAGCAAGUAGAUGUAGUGAUCUCCACAGUAGGUCAAGGUCAAAUACCUGAUCAAGUGAAGAUCAUGGCUGCCAUUAAAGAAGCUGGGAACAUUAAGAGAUUCCUUCCCUCAGAGUUCGGAAAUGAUGUGGAUCAUGUCCACGCUGUUGAGCCAGUAAAAUCAGCAUUUGACGAUAGGGUUAAAAUCCGACGAGCUAUUGAGGCUGCGGGAAUUCCAUACACCUAUGUGGUUUCCAACGUUUUUGCUGGGUAUUUGCUUCCGAGUUUCAACCAGAUUGGAGCGACAGCUCCUACAAGAGAUAAAGUUGUCAUCUUGGGUGAUGGAAAUCCCAAAGGUAAAAAAAUGAACACUGAAUUUCGGUUGUGAUUAAUUAGCCUGAUAUGAAUUUUCUAAGGAAAAAUCAUAGUUGGUUCCUUCUUUAAUUUGAUCUGCAGCAAUUUAUUGUAAUCUCAAGAUACAGUAUAUUACAAUAUACUAGACGUGUAAAUUUAAUA
This is a messenger RNA of Hevea brasiliensis (rubber tree), 547 nucleotides long. Its product is annotated as phenylcoumaran benzylic ether reductase POP1-like. The record is from RefSeq and is a predicted model, not a curated record. NCBI's taxonomy places the organism in Eukaryota, Viridiplantae, Streptophyta, Magnoliopsida, Malpighiales, Euphorbiaceae. Bases 117 to 419 code for a protein of 100 amino acids. The transcript is spliced from 3 exons.